Adelges cooleyi (spruce gall adelgid) is the source of this 1203-nucleotide messenger RNA. RefSeq names its product uridine diphosphate glucose pyrophosphatase NUDT14-like. The transcript is spliced from 5 exons. Gene Ontology annotation, molecular function: metal ion binding; UDP-sugar diphosphatase activity. Gene Ontology annotation, biological process: ribose phosphate metabolic process; nucleoside phosphate metabolic process. The record is from RefSeq and is a predicted model, not a curated record. Bases 544 to 1185 code for a protein of 213 amino acids. Lineage: Eukaryota; Metazoa; Arthropoda; Insecta; Hemiptera; Adelgidae.
ACAAGACAAUCGGAGUCUGUGAUUGUAAUUUGGAAUAGUUUAUAAUAAUUUUUUUGACAUUUUUAUGUCUUAGCUUUGGCACGUAACCGAAAAAAAGUUUUUCAGCCGAGUCUGCAACCACGAAAGAACAUUUUCAUGUCUCGUUGGAGUACCAUAUAAAUUUAGAGUAGUGGUGGAAUUAUAUAAUAUAAUGAUAUAGUAUAUUAACAAUCAGGAACAAGCUAGUAUCUAAAGUGGCUAGUAUAUUAAAAAUAAAAAAGUACAUUAAAACAUCAAGUUUCUGGCUAAUAUUGUAGUUUUUAAUAACUGGCUUCAAACAAUUCAUAGAGAAUUUAGGCCCUUAAACUAUUUUGAAUUUAUCAUUUAGUUCUAAUUUGAACGUUGCACAUACAUCAUAUCACUUAGUCGAACAAAGGUUAAGAUAUAUACCAAAAAGUUGCUAGUAAUUCAUUAGCUGCUUAUUUCUCCUACAGUGACAGCUGAUCACAUUUAUAAUUUUAAGCGAAGUUUAAUUGAUAAAUAAGUAUUGUAACUGAGCAAAUUAUGAAGCCAAUUAGUGAAAUGAGGGCUGUGAAAUUCACCGAGUCGAAUUACAUCAAGCCAUUUUCUUUGAUGUUUAAGCAAGGAGAAAAAGACAUUAAAUGGGACUUGAUGGAUUGCCACGAUGGUGUUUUUAUUAUAAUUUACAACAGAAACAGAAAUACUUUAGUAUGUGUGAAACAAUUUCGACCGGCUGUGUACUAUAAAUGUAUCCCGGCUUUUGAUAGACCUGCAGAAGGACCAAUUGAUACUGAGAAGUAUCCACCUACAAAUGGGUUAACAGUAGAAUUUUGUGCUGGUAUUGUAGACAAAAACAAAUCCUUAGAAGAAAUAGCUGUUGAUGAAGUACGAGAAGAAUGUGGCUACGAAAUCAAAGUUUCAGAUUUACAAAAAAUCAUUAGUUGCAGAUCCGGCUUAAGCAUCACUGGAACAACUCAAACAUAUUUUUACACAGAAGUGACUGAUCAUAUGAAAGUUUCUGAUGGAGGUGGCGUUGAAAAUGAAGGAGAAGACAUUGACGUCGUGGAAUACACUAUUCCGCAAAUAAGAGAUAUUGUUACACAAUCCGAUGUAUUAAACGGAUCAACUAGUCUUCUUUUUGGCCUAAUGUGGUUUUUAACAAAUAAAAUAGUCCUUAACAUGUGAUAAAAUAUUAUUUAUAUU